GAGAUAUACAGGGUUCUGAACCUAACUUACCAGAAAUAUUAACUCAGGCUUGGACAGUGUGCACAUGGAACAAUUCUAAUUAGAGGAAGAGACAGGAAGCAAAAUCCAGAUGUUUUCCACAACAGUCCUCAUCACAGCUGCUUUAAUUUCCACAGCUCUGGCAGGACCAUGGGUUAACAUAUGUGCCAGCAAAUCUUCCAAUGAGAUCCGGACAUGCGACAGCUAUGGCUGUGGACAGUACUCUGCUCAAAGAACCAACAGGCAUCACCCAGGGGUGGAUGUCCUGUGCUCGGAUGGAUCUGUUGUGUAUGCACCAUUCACUGGGAUGAUAGUGGGCCAGGAGAAACCCUACAGAAACAAAAACGCCAUCAACAAUGGCCUUCGCCUGUCUGGAAGAGGUUUCUGUGUCAAAAUUUUCUACAUUAAACCAAUUAAGUAUAAAGGUUCUAUCAAAAAGGGAGAGAAGCUGGGCACGCUGCUGCCCUUGCAGAAAGUAUACCCCGGCAUCCAAUCGCACGUGCACAUUGAAAACUGUGACUCCAGCGACCCCACGGCAUUCCUGUGAGCGCAGACACCACCAAAUCCUGUCCAGAGUGGAGCGCGAACACGUCUGCCCUGAAGAAACGCGUGUUCCAACAGAAACACAAUCAGUGCAAAACCCACACUUCUGAUUCCAACCCAUCAUCACCCUGACCUUCCUGUCACCCAGAGGACCAGGGUGCUUUUGUGUUUUAGGUUUUUAAGUCCUGAUGACGGAAAUAAACAAAUGAAUCCCAA
Messenger RNA from Arvicola amphibius (Eurasian water vole), 777 nucleotides. RefSeq names its product leukocyte cell derived chemotaxin 2 (gene Lect2). The transcript has 4 exons. The coding region runs from base 110 to 565 and encodes 151 amino acids. The record is from RefSeq and is a predicted model, not a curated record. NCBI's taxonomy places the organism in Eukaryota, Metazoa, Chordata, Mammalia, Rodentia, Cricetidae.